AUGCUCACUUUCAAGGAUACCCAGCUGGCACUCAUACACAUCCCAUUGCAUCUUUACUCGACCUUUCUCCAAAGUAUUCUUCGGGUCCUACUUCCCAAUGAGUCCUCCGACGGUCAAUCAAAUUUCAAUGGCAAUGGCGCUGUGCAGCCUCCUCCAGCCUGGCCUUACGAACAUCCCUUCGUGAAUAUCUCCAUAACACCAAUUGAGUGUUCGGUGGUCUGUUCUAGAAAACUUGCAAACGAACUCUUCCUCCCCGCACUCGAUCGGCUCGAUGCGAAAUCAAGAGAUCAGGUUUCGAUCACCUCCGAAGACUAUGUGGUCAUGCAAGUCGACGGCGAGGGUCUCGAUGCAGGCCAACGUGUCCUCGAGCUGACAAGUCCGCUUGCUUUGGCUGGAAUCUCUAUCUUCUUCAUCACGACCUACUUCUCCGAUUACAUACUGGUACCAAUACGCUACCGAACUCCGGUCGUACAAGCGCUAGAGGAACGAGGUUUUAUAUUUGAAGACCAAACGUCCUCCUACGUCAACCCCAGUCACCCCAGUCACCACAGCCGCAAACAUUCCUCGCCUGAGUCCUUCGAAGUCCGACCGCCAGGCACUCCACCACCAGCGACGGUAUCGGAGUUGCAGACACGGACAUUUUCUACUCUCAAGCGCCGCAACAUCAUCCCGACCGUGGACUCAAGUUUACGUCUGGUGCAUUGCGCCGGCCGCAGAGAUAGUGCAAACGGCAUGAACGAAGGUCGCAAUCGCAGCAGUAUGACCAACGCAGCAGAUGACGCACUCCACCUCGGUCUCAUCAAGUGCCUUAUAUCACCGCCCUAUCCCAAAUUCCUCUCUCUGACACUCACCGACACCGAGCCCGCCUCGCUCCUCCUCGAUCACUCGCUUUCACAGAACUUCGCCCCAGAUAUCUUGUUGGGCUCCAAGGAUGACUUCUUGAUUCCCAUAACGCUCGACCUCCGCGAUCUUCCAAUGGAGAGCACUGGCAUUAUCUGCGGAGUCGCUGGGCGUCUCGUUGGAGGCACGACGGCCCAGCUGCGAAGUCCGGUUGAGAUGAGCUAUCUGAGUACUGCACGUGCGGGUACCGUCAUGGUCGCUGAAGACGAGCUGGAGCGCGCAUUGGGCGCUCUGCGCGGCGCGGAGAACGGGCUGUCUACGCCUGACUAG
Molecule: messenger RNA, 1170 nt
Organism: Didymosphaeria variabile
Lineage: Eukaryota; Fungi; Ascomycota; Dothideomycetes; Pleosporales; Didymosphaeriaceae
Exons: 2
Coding region: 1-1170 (389 amino acids)
Biological process (GO): regulation of intracellular signal transduction; cellular response to L-arginine
Cellular component (GO): cytosol
Source: RefSeq, a predicted model, not a curated record